Vollenhovia emeryi is the source of this 8255-nucleotide messenger RNA. RefSeq lists its product as uncharacterized. The record is from RefSeq and is a predicted model, not a curated record. Gene Ontology annotation, biological process: protein phosphorylation. Gene Ontology annotation, molecular function: ATP binding; protein binding; protein tyrosine kinase activity. Lineage: Eukaryota; Metazoa; Arthropoda; Insecta; Hymenoptera; Formicidae. The transcript has 6 exons. The coding region runs from base 2652 to 7064 and encodes 1470 amino acids.
UUAUUUAAAAAUACGUUCAGUCGGCGUCAAAUAUGAGCGAAUUGCGGACUGUGCCUAUGACUAUUCGCUGUCGCUCAGCCUUGUGCGGGAACCUUAACAACGGUUGAUAAAAGGCAGUUGCGCAUCUGAACUGCGCAGACGAAGAAGGAAACUUAUUUCACAAUUUUCUCUCUCUCUCUCUUUCUGGAGAUGAAUAUAUAUGCUGGACUAUCUUUAUAUGUCUAUUGAUUGUAUGCGCCUGCACAAUGUAAAAUCUGCAUACAAUUUUUAAAAUUUCCUUUAUCUCCUCCCUGUACUUCGCCUUGUUUCGUGGGUGCGCAAAAACGACGGCUACGAGUAAUCGCAAUCGAUGAUCUUCUCGAUCACUUGGUGCACUUUCGUUUACAACAAUCGGUAAGUGCGCGUAUAGGAACAGCCACUUCAGGUGUGACCGUUACGCUUUUAGGUUAGGACGCGAUAAUUAAAGAAUGCGUAUUGCAUUGGAAAACCGUCGAGUGAAAGUGCUUGUUGUCGGGAAUUUCAAUGGAGCAAGCGAUCCGACAACGUUAUUCCCGAGCGCCCUAAAACAGACGGAGUACUAGGAAAUGUUUCACGAAACACCUCGGCGGAGAUAUUGGCGCUUUCUCUAUGGGUGAUCCUCUAGCGUCACUGUCAAUGCUUUCCAGACAAAAGGAAAUGUCAAGAGUGGGAAUCGCAGUUAUAGGAUAAGAAUAAGAAAAGAGCUCGAGGGGGAGGAUGCACACAAAUAUUAACUGUACAUUUUUAUUUAUAACAAAUGAUUGUAACAUGUUAAAGCAUGAAACAGACGUUGAGUAACUGAGAAUCAAGUUCAGUAUGUAAAAAGUCAUCGAUAUUAAAAAUCCGAUUUAAAUGAAAUAAUCAAGUUUUCUAGGCUUCAAGUACAAUAAUAUUCAUAAAACAUAACCUAUCGUGCACUGUACUUGUAAAUUAAUUGAUUUGCAUUGGUUCAAAAUAUAUUUAUCAAUAGUUUCUAUCGUAAGGAAUCCUUAACGAGUAGUAUUUGUUUAUUUGAAGAAUGUGGCAUGUAAAUUUAAAAGGAAACUUAUUCUAUCCUUUUAAUUGUUCUUGUUAUAUUUAAUUUCAACAAAAAAGUGAUAAUGUAAUAUUUGUAAUUAUCAGAGAUUGAUAUGCUCAGAUAAUUGUUCGCUAUACGAACAACGAUUCAGAACUAGCUUCUUUACUUUCUUUACUCCUGUUUUCACAAGCGUCGUUUAACUUUGAUCUUUUGUUAGUUUAAUUCAGCCUUCGUCUCUUUCUAACAUUUCCUUAAAAAGUAAAGUAAAUUAAGAUAAAAGUCAAACGAUGUUAGUGAAAAUCGGAGUUGGGGACGUAAAAUAAGAGAACAUCUUUUUACGAUUGGGCUGGAUCUUAGUGCCUGAUUAUAUCUUUGCGUAUACACCUUUUUUCAACCAAACAAUAUAAUUUUUCACAACAAUAAAAUGAUUAUAUCGACGAUAACUGGCACAGUACAUUUUCAAUUAAUACACGACGUUUCGACCAGUAUUACUAGUCCUUCUCAAGUAUCACCCAUUAGACGUGACAGCAAGAAAUAGGUGAUGUAUCAAAGAAUACGAUUGUGUAGAAGUGCAUAGUCAAGAAAUGGAAUCACUCCGCACAGUAAAGAAUAUAGAGUUCAAAAAGUUGAACUACUUAUCAAAGUGUCAAGCAUUGUCAGCGUUUGAUAGGACACUAUAAUUUUUGGAAUAGUAUUAAGUUGAUGUCAAAAUAGUAUACGUCAUUAAAUACAUAAUCAAUAUCAUAAUGUUCUUAAAAUAAGCGUUUUUUUGGAAACGCAUACUGUAAAGAAUUAAGAAUACACAGUGUGUUCAAAAAGUUCCAGGACUGGUCGCACACGGAUCAAACAACGCCAUGUAUUGACUCCUCUUUAAUAUCAAGCUUCUACAUAGUCUCCCGCCAAUUCGAUACAACGCUUAGAACGAGUAUUUAGGUCCAUCAUCGCCUUCUGAAACGCCUCCACUGGAAUACUGUUCAGUUCCUUUGUCACCGCUUUUUCAAUCGCCUCUACUGACUCAUAUCGAUGUCCCUUCAUCUUCAAUUUUAGCUUGGGAAACAAAAAAUAGUCUGGGAGGGACAGAUCAGGUGAGUUUUGGAACGACUUUUAAAACGAAUGCGGUGUGUGAGGCCAAAAGUGUUGGAGAGCGGAGAGUGGUGGCUGUUGCACGACAAUGCACCGGCUCACAAGUCCAUUGUUGUACAGGAGUUUUUGACGAAAAGGCAAGUUGUGAGCAUCAACCACCCUGCGUACUCACCUGAUCUGCCCCCCCCAGACUAUUUUUUGUUUCCCAAGCUAAAAUUGAAGAUGAAGGGACACUGAUAUGAGUCAGUGGAGGCGAUUGAAAAGGCAGUGACAAUGGAACUGAACAGUAUUCCAGUGGAGGCGUUCCAGAAGGCGAUGCUGGACCUGAAGACUCGUUCUAAGCGUUGUAUCGAAUUGGCGGGAGACUAUGUAGAAGCUUGAUAUUUAAGAGGGGUCAAUACAUGGCGUUGUUUGAUCUGUGUGCGACCCGUCCUGGAACUUUUUGAAUGCACUGUAUUCCUGUGUAUAUUAAGGACAUCCACAUAUUCCUGAGUAAGAUAUCUCAGUGAAGAAAAAAAAAAAUACAAUUACUAUGGCGGACGAGGAAGGUACAGAGUGGCUUCAAGAACUGUUGCAUGACGUGCAGCUCUCCCAGUUCUUUACGCGAAUUCGAGAUGAUCUGCAGAUUACUCGUCUACAUCACUUUGAUUAUGUCCAAGCAGAAGAUUUGGAGAAGAUUGGUCUGGGUAAACCGGGUGUUAGACGUCUAUUGGAUGCAGUAAAGAAGAGACGAAAUGCUCAAUGGAAGAAGAGUUUAAUUACCAAAAUUAAACCUGGUAGCAGCAGUAAAAGCAACAAGCGAUCCUCGCAGCCUGUUGAAACCUCCUCAGUGUUGACAUGUCUCAUACAAGACAAAGAUGUGACAUUAUCUAUUAAAUUGGGUGAUGGAAGCUUCGGUGUAGUGAGAAGAGGGGAAUGGACUUCGCCUUCUGGACGAACUCUACCUGUUGCUGUUAAAGUCCUCAAGGCAGAUGCUCUCACACAACCGAGUGUUAUAGAAGACUUUGUCUCAGAAGUUCAGGCAAUGCACACUUUAGAUCAUUAUAAUCUUAUUAGAUUGUACGGUGUGGUGUUGUCGCAGCCUAUGAUGAUGGUAACCGAACUUGCGCCUUUAGGCGCGUUACUUGACUAUUUACAUCAGCAAUGUGGCAGAAUCUCGAUUCUCACACUCUGUAACUAUGCAUUGCAAGUAGCUACGGGUAUGGCUUAUUUAGAAGCAAAGCGUUUUCUACAUCGUGAUCUGGCAUGCAGAAACGUCCUGCUGAGUACUAUUGAUAAAAUCAAAAUCGGCGACUUUGGUUUGAUGAGAGCACUUCCUCAACAGGAAGACUGCUACGUUAUGACGGAACAUAAGAAAGUGCCUUUUCCUUGGUGCGCUCCUGAGUCCCUCAAGGCUCGGCAUUUUAGUCAUGCGUCAGAUGUUUGGAUGUUCGGCGUGACGUUGUGGGAAAUGUUAACGUUUGGCGAAGAACCCUGGCUGGGCUUGAAUGGUUCUGAAAUUUUGCGUAAAAUCGACCGUGAAGGCGAACGACUUCACGAGCCAGAAGCGAUGCCUCCAUACAUGUAUGAGCUGAUGCUUCGUUGCUGGGCGAGAGAGCCUUCGGAAAGACCGACAUUUGCUUCGUUGAAGGAGUCCUUGACUGGCAUGGUACCGUCUGUAAUGAAGGCUCUAACUGCCUUUGAGGAAGCAGGUAAGAUGACCAUCGAGUCAGGAGACCAGAUUGCAAUCGUUGACGGGCGCCCGGAAAAUUAUUGGUGGAAAGGUCAGAAUCAACGAACCUUUCAAGUAGCACAUUUCCCGCGCUGUCUGGUUGAUCCAAUGCGCCGAAAGCAGCCAGAAGACAUUAGCAAACCGUUGGAGAAUUCUUUCAUUCAUACAGGACAUGGAGCGCCCUUUGGCAAGAGCUGGGGUAGUCCUGUUUACAUCGACGAUGUAUAUUUAAGAAACCCAAUGGAUCCUCCGGACGUAUUGGUGGCAGCCUCAGCUGAUAAUCAAGCAAAAAAGAAAUUCUCUUGCGGCACGCCACGCACCAGAAAACAAUUCAAUUACACCAAGUUACACAACGAUGCUAGAUCAAGUCCUAUCAAGGUCUCGCAAACAUCAUUGGUUUCAGGCACUAGCCAAGAGGAUACUCUGAUCGAUUUGUCUGCUGAGGAAUCGGCAAACACAUGUGUCUAUGAUCAAAAGGUCGCUUGUAAACGAGUGAUUAACAUUCUAGAUGAACCUAUCGAUGGCGAGAGGUUCUGGCAGGAUGAAGAAGGUAGAACAUAUGCCAAUUUUCCUGGUAACGUGGAUCCUGCAUAUUCUGAUCCCUUUGAUACUUCUGCGGUGUUCAUGAAGCCGCCGCAUUCGCGAUAUUAUAGUCAUGUGCCUACUGAAGUUACUAAUCGCUAUAUGAAGACACAGACGUAUGGAAAUGUAAGCAAUCCAGAGGGAGGAGAUAACGUUCAAGAUACCGUGAAUAGUUCCGUCCUUGAUUCUGCUGAUACAGAGGAGACUCGCCAAUAUUCGAUGAAUUUAAACAAAGGAUGCCAGCAAGACACGUUAAAUUUGAAUGUGAAUGUACAAUGUGACGACAUUUCAAAUCACUAUAGUGAAAUAGACAAGGUUAGCCCAUGUGGAUCAAGUUGGUCUACUUGGCCGGAUGAUUUACGAAAUACUUCCGCCAUGCAGACGUAUGUUAAUAUUUCUGACAGUAGACCCUCAUCGUCAUUCGCGGUCCCAACUCCACCUCUUCCUCCUCCUCCUCCUCCUCCACCUCCUCCUCCUCCUCCUUCCCUUGGCCCAAAUGUGAGUCCGCCAAAGCCCAAGUCCAAUUGCGAGCUCGUGCAAAGUAUGAAUGAACUGUCAUUGAAUGUUAACUCUGAUCGUCAAGAAGUUGCCACUGUUGUCAAGAAGUUGGAUCCGGUGUUCUUGGCCGAGUUGGAGAAGCAUUUGGGUGAAAAAGAGGCAACCAAAAACACGAACGCUAGCAACAGUAAAUGCCAACAGUCAGGAAUUGUUUCCGCAAAUUAUUUGAACUACUCAUCGUUAGAGAAGCUCCGACAGAAUACAUCUACUCAACAGCUUUCAACGACGGAGGUUGCUGUCAGGCCUUUGUCGAUCGUCCCAGCGUUAAAGCCUCCGCCGCAAGGGAAACCAAAAUCGCCAGUUGCAACAAUAGAUCGAGCAGGCCCUUUGACGGCGCCACCUAGCAAAGUGCAGAACUCCUGGCAGUCAAAAAGCACAAAUGUUCAAAGACCGCAACUCCAGAAUGACCAGUGCAUGUCAGAAUCGGCCACUGAGACUAUAGUAAGCCAGAUUUGGCAACAGACGCAAACUCUGUCUCAGCAGUCAAACGUUUGCCAAGCUAGUUCGUCUACUAACCAGAUGUUAAUGCCCAUUUCGAUCCAGUCGAGCGUUAAUCAGCUUCAAGAAACUGCUAGCAAUGCUUCCAGUAAUGACACAAACGAUCAAAAUCAGUAUGGUUCUUGUAAUGUUGCCAAAGCUACCCUUAUACAAACGCAAGUUUGUCUGUCAAAUCAGAAUUAUCCUCAAAACGCGUUACACAUCAAUCAGAAUAAUAUCAAAUUGUUCGAAGGAACUUCUGAUAUUACUGAUGGUAAUACAAAUGAGGCCCAACAUGGACCUUCUAACGUUGCCAAGGCCGCGUUUAAUCAAACACAAGUCUGUUCAUCGAGCAGCCAAAGUUAUCUUCAAAAUUCAUUAGGUAUUGACCAAGAUGUUAAUUUGCGACAAGUAAGUAACAUUUCCUCUAAUGCCAGAAAUCAGUGCGAUACAAUCAGUAUUUCAAAAACAAAUCAAACUCAGAUUUCCUCUUUAACUGAUGGAAGCCAAAACUAUCUUUAUAAUAUGGGCUUUAAUCUACUUCAAAUGACUGCCAAUCAUAUUUCCGACAAGAGUACGAGUGAAUUUUCUCGGCAUGGACAUUGCAAUAUCUCUAAGGCUGCUUCCAAUCAAGCGCAGAUCUAUUUAUCAUCAAGUCAGAAUUCAUCAUCGAGCAUGACGACAAUUCCUCAUCUGGGAGAUUUUGCGUUGCCUCAAACCUGUCUUCAAAAUGUGCCAACAUCCAGCACAAGUAAUACUUAUGGAAUCACUCACAUACAGAAUGAUUUGCAUCAAUCUCAGCAUUUGAAGCCUACUACACUUUUAUCGGAACAAGUAUAUGCUGAAUUGAAACAAACGGUCCCUAAUCUAGAGCAGUUGUCUCAGAAUGAAUUUAAUACACUCUACAAUAAAACUGUUCGACAGAACAUUCUCCGAAAUUACUAUUCAAGUAAUCUGAGCAGCAAACAAAGCCAAAAUUAUACUCAGGAAACUGCUGGCAACCAACAGCAACAGAAUAUGACUGGCAAGAAUCAGCCUACUCCAGGACAUGCUUGCGACUUUAGUCCUUAUCUGAAACAGCCGCCGAUUUAUAAUCCUCCUCCUCCCCCUCCUCCUCCUACAAUUCGAAGUCCGUUGAAAACUGGUCAGAACGGUUAUGUGCAGAGUCAUUAUCCUGCAAUCAAAUGCAACCUGAAUGCACCUUCCAAUCUAUUGCAAACUGAAGCUUCUACAUCGGCUAGAAAUACAUUGGUGAUGCUGAAUGACUUUGCUGCUGCCAAGACGAAUCUACAACAUGCAGUUGGUACUAGUCCACCACUCACCGAAGCUUCUCAACAACUGGUAAUGUCACUGAGCGAUGAGUUUAGAGCAAGUAAAGUUAUGAAGGUACAAAAAGAUACUGUGGAUGCAUCGCAACAAGAAGUGUUAGCCGCGCUGCAAGCAACCGGUUGGGAUACAAAUCAAGCCGCGAAGCAAAUCGCGAAGGACAGAAACGCCAAACUGGAGAGUCUCAUGAGGUUGGGACUAGCUACUAGACAACAAUGUGAAAAUGCUUUGAAGCAGACUAAAUACGACGUGGAAAUGGCGGCUUCGUUAUUGCUCGAUCAGGCCAGAUGAGAAACAACUGUGGUCAAUGCCCCGGCUCCUGUGACACAGCUGUAAUUUUGCGUACGCGUUUAUUUAUGAAUGAAAGUAAUAAAAACCUAUUGUGCUCGGGAAGCGAAAAUCAAUCGAGACUAGCAAAUGUCUACUACUUACGUUCCGAUUUAUGACACAAUUUAGCAGCGGGUUGAUGUCAGCUAUUGGAACGAAAUAAAACCUGUUACGCAUAAUUGAAAGGUGAUACUGCUAAAGAUACCGCCAAUGACAUUACUCUUAAGAUACAACAAAUAUAAUUCUGAAUCUGUGAUAUGUUAUUGAUCUUUAUCUGGAUUUACGAGUGAAGUUCUACGGUUCUCGCGAUACAAGUCGCGUUUUAUUUAACGUAGAUAAUGAUGUUAAAAGGUUUUGAGAUUAAUAAGUAUGUUUAAUUAUAUACAAGAAACUCUCUCUCUCUCUUUAAUAACUUCGGUUUAAACUUUGAUUAUAUAACAGCGUGAUAUUGUUAAUCGUUUGCAUCUGUAUGGUCGGAAUUCUUUUCCGUAUCGAGUAGAUAUCAGACGAUUAUACAUCUAGCUGGGCGUAGAAUUCUUACUAGAGUGUCGCUAGAUGUUUUCCUAAACUUAUUUAUUUAAAAACAAUUAUUUUAUAGUAGACAAAAAAUAGAAAAGUACAUUGAAGGUAUACAUGCCACAGUGAAUAUGUGCGUGUCUACAUCUUUUGUUGGAGGUGCAUACCCUCAAAAAAUUAAUAUCUUUAUGGACAAAAUAAUGAAAGGAAUUGAUUAGGAGGUCGAUUAGGGUAAAGAAGACAAAAUAUUUUUAACUCUUUUGCUACGAACAAUUAUUAUAAUGCAAUACGCAUUUGCCACGCUACAAAAGUUAAGUGAAAUUAAGUUAUGGGAUAAUGAUAUUUAUAUAGUCAUAUCGAACAAAAAUUAUUAAGUAACAAGCUUGAACAUUUUGCAUGACAGAGCACACUUGCGUCUUGUACUCUCUCUGACAGCAAAGUGUUCCAUUGUAGUGAAAGAGUUAAGAAUAAAUCUAUAUAUGUAUAAUAUUUUCUUUUCGAUAUAUUUAUUGCGUGUUUUUAUUACAUUAAUCGAUUCUUCAUGCAAAAGUAUUAAAGUAAGGUCAUGGAAAGUCGAUGAUUUACAUUUUGUGUUUGGGAUUAGAAUAUGUCGGAAUAAAAUGUGAAAUAUUUAACAAA